UGCUCUUUGCGUUCCAAAUGAAGCCAUCCCACUAAAAAUAAGCACACCCAUUAUAGCGGUCUACCACAAAGGAGACCCUCUUCUCUCAAACUCAGGCACCAGUGAGAUGCUCAUUCUGUCUCUUCUUUCCCCUAACCCUAAUUUUAUUCUCUUUUCAACUCCAGAGACCGCCAUUGAUCCAGAGAAACCAGAGCUAUGGGAGGGUGUUUCUCAGACACAAGGGGGGGCCAGCAAGCCGUGGGAACUGCUGAUAAAACCUCUGAACCUAAUGCUGAAGCCAACGACACAGUCGAUCUCUUCUUGAGAAAUAAAGGUCACUAUGGCCUCUACUCUCAAUUGGAGAUAUCACUGUCUGCCUCAAAUUUGCUUGAUCUGGAUGUUUUUUCAAAGAGUGAUCCCAUGGCUGUAAUAUUUUCAAAGAGAAAAGAUGGUACUUUUGAAGAGGUUGGACGUACAGAAGUUUUAUUGAAUACAUUGAAUCCUGUCUGGAUUACAAAGCUUUGUAUCAUUUAUCAGUUUGAGAUGGUUCAGCCAUUGGUGUUCAAAGUUUAUGAUGUUGACACCAAGUUUCAUAAUGUGCCUGUUAAGACAAUUCAUCUGGAUGAACAACAAUUUCUUGGUGAAGCUAGUUGCACUUUAGCAGAGAUAGUCACAAAGAGGGAUAGAACUUUGACACUUACUCUUCAAGGAAGAAAUGCAAUGGGGGCAAAGAACCUGGGAAUGCUGACUCUCCAUGCCGAAGAAGCCAUGGCAUCAAAGACAGUUAUAGAGAUGAAAAUACGUUGUUCUGAUCUCGAAAAGAAGGAUCUGUUCUCUAAAAGUGACCCUUUCUUGAUAAUAUAUAAAAUUGUGGAGAAUGGCACUCCAAUUCCAAUUUGUAAGACAGAAGUGAUAAAGAACAGUUCUAAUCCUACAUGGAGGCCCCUAGUCCUUACCAUGCAGCAAUUUGGAUGCAAGGAGAACCCGUUGAUUAUUGAAUGUUAUGACUUCAAUAGCAAUGGAAGACAUGAACUUAUUGGAAAAGUUCAAAAAUCAAUGUUAGACCUGGAAAGUCUUCACAAGGACCAUGGUGGAAUAAAUCUUUAUUUAGAGGUGCCUGUGCCUGUCGCAGGGGAUGCCCAUAAGCAGGUUUUGAAGAGUCAGCUAUUUGUGGAUAACUUUGUUGAGAAGCAGCAUUAUAGUUUCUUGGAUUAUAUUUCUGUGGGUUUUGAGCUCUGCUUCUUGGUUGCUAUUGAUUUCACAGCUUCAAAUGGAAAUCCUCGGCUCGCUGAUUCAUUGCAUUACAUCGAUCCUUCAGGUAGACUGAAUGCUUACCAGCAGGCCAUAAUAGAAAUUGGGGAGGUCAUUCAAUUCUAUGAUUCUGAUAAAAGCUUCGCUGCCUGGGGUUUUGGAGGGAGGCCAAUUGAUGGGCCUGUUUCUCAUUGCUUUAACUUGAAUGGUAGUACGGUUAAGUCCGAGGUUCAAGAGAUACAUGGCAUCAUGACAGCCUACACAAGUGCUCUGCAUAAUGUAUCCCUUGCUGGACCAACUUUAUUUGGGCAUGUGAUCAAUAAGGCAGCAGAAAGAGCUAACCAGUCACUGUUUUCUAAUCAAAGGAAGUACUUUGUCCUGCUUAUAAUUACGGAUGGGGUUAUUACUGAUCUCCAAGAGACUAAGGAUGCCAUUGUGAGGGCAUCUGACUUGCCUUUGUCAAUUAUAAUAGUUGGAGUUGGAGGGACUGAUUUCAAGGAAAUGGAGAUCUUAGAUGCGGAUAAAGGAGAAUUACUACAGAGUACCACGGGGAGAAUAGCUACUCGUGAUAUUGUACAGUUUGUUCCAUUCCGAGAAGUGCAUGCUCCAGGCCAGCAGAUCUCAGUUGUUCAGUCUCUCUUGGAGGAGCUGCCUGCGCAAUUUGUAAACUUCAUGAGGAGUCGGAAUAUCUUGCCCCACCCGCCAGGUGCUCAAGGUGGUGCUCCACCCCCUCCUUGAUUUUGAGAGAGAGCUGAAGCCCACACCACUGACAUUGAGCUUGAAUCAUCAGGCUGAUAUACAAGUUGCUUGGGUCUGUUAGCUGUGCUCAGCUCAUUCGGGGCCAUUUCUUCCAGUUAAUUGACAACCAAGCUUCCUGUUUUUGAGUUAAAAGGUUUUGUUACUUUGUGUGAAUGCUCUUUUGAGAAAGGAGAAUGGCCCUUUUGAGCGCUCGCUGUACAGCCAUUGGAUUUGUAAAUGUGAUGAUUGAUUUUACGGAUUGUGAGUACAUGAAGUUGGUGAUUGCUAUCAAUUUGUGCCUGUGUGUGUGUGAGAGAGAGAGAGAGAGAGAGAGAGCACGCCUUAACAGGUUUAUGUUAUUGACUGGGAUGUCUACAAUGAGAACACUUGCUAUGAA
Messenger RNA from Amborella trichopoda, 2365 nucleotides. RefSeq names its product protein BONZAI 1. The record is from RefSeq and is a predicted model, not a curated record. Gene Ontology annotation, biological process: cellular response to calcium ion. Gene Ontology annotation, molecular function: calcium-dependent phospholipid binding. Gene Ontology annotation, cellular component: plasma membrane. NCBI's taxonomy places the organism in Eukaryota, Viridiplantae, Streptophyta, Magnoliopsida, Amborellales, Amborellaceae.